AUGAAUGCGUGGGCUAUUCGUUGGGAGGGAAGGCCCUGCCCCCCUCCCCCAGGUUGGUUCUGUUGCUCUCAUCCCUUCAUUUCUGUCACUCUUCCCCUCAGGGUCAUAAGCAGAAUAAAUUGGACCAGUGCUUCUGAGUUCCUCCUCCUGGGGCUCUCUGAGAAGCCCGUUCACCAGCCGUUGCUCUUUGGCCUGUUUCUCUCCAUGUACCUUGUCACAGUGACUGGCAAUGCUCUGAUUGUCCUGGCUAUCACCUCCGAUGCUCGCCUCCACACUCCCAUGUAUUUCUUCUUUACCAACCUCUCCUUGACUGACAUAGCCUCUAUCUCUAUCACGGUUCCCAAGAUGCUGGAAAAUAUUUGGACUGAGAAUCAGACCAUCUCCUACAUUGAGUGCUUGACCCAGCUUUAUUUCUCCAUUGUCUUUGUCACGGUAGAUAACUUCCUCUUGGCCACCAUGGCCUAUGACCGUUACGUGGCCAUCUGCCGGCCUCUCCACUAUACCACAGCUGUGAGCCCAGGUCUUUGUGCUCUGCUGGCCGCCAUGUCUUGGGGCCUCACCAACUUGGUCGCUUUGGUUCACGUUUUGUUGCUAGCCCAGCUGCAGUUCUGUAGGGGCAACACUGUUCCCCACUUCUUCUGCGACAUGCCCCUGCUGCUACAGCUGGCCUGCUCUGACACUCACCUCAACCAGCUCUUGAUCUUGGUCUUGGGAGGCUCUGCCAUCCUUCUGCCAUUUGGACUCAUCCUGGCAUCCUACGUCCACAUCAUCAUGGCGAUCUUCAAGAUCCCAGCAGCCAAUGGCCGAUGGAAGGCUUUUUCUACCUGUGGCUCCCAUCUAACUGUAGUCAUUCUGUUCUAUGGGACCAUCGUUGGUGUUUACUUCCUGCCUUCCUCGACACACUUUGCUGGAGGGGACAAAGUAGCUGCUGUGAUGUUUAUCGUGGUGACUCCCAUGCUUAAUCCCUUCAUAUACAGCCUUAGGAACCAGGACAUAAAGAGGGCCCUGGGGAAACUGAGUUUCCGGAGGAGGCCAUUUUCCUUGGUCAGGAAAUGCUGUGAGCUGAGCAACUGCUAGACCUGGAGCAUGCCCAUCAGCAGGGGACAGCUUCUCUGAAGCAGCAUCUCCAGGUGAUAGAAUCUAGGCCUGCUAGCCCUAGAAGCUGCUGUAGAGAUAUCUUGGUUUGAUCCUCCCCUGCCAGAAGAUCUGUGUUCUCUAAUCUCCCUGGGCCUUUCCUUCACAAAGGCAAUCCUCUUCCUUUUCCUCUCUGAUAGAUUCUCUAUCCUCUCACCCCUCAAAUAUUCCAAACUUUCUCAUGUCUUCUUAAGCCUGCCACCCACUCAGCUGAGGACUGUGCCUCAGAUAACAUUGAAAAAAUGAAGGGACUAUGUAUUUGAGGCUAUGCCAGUCUAACAC
Phascolarctos cinereus (koala) is the source of this 1416-nucleotide messenger RNA. The record is from RefSeq and is a predicted model, not a curated record. Lineage: Eukaryota; Metazoa; Chordata; Mammalia; Diprotodontia; Phascolarctidae.